CGCUUUCGUUCGCGAUCUCAGUUCCGUACGCGCGACGAGUCGCAGCCGAGCCGCCCUCGGAGCCCCUCGUCUCAUCCGCCUGUCACGGUCGGUCACCGGAGACGACGCGAGCCGGUGACAAUGGCGAGCCGUCUAUGAGUCGGGGUCGGGUGGUGGUACCGCGCGAUGAAGGCCCGACCAUUCCGCCGAUGAUCCAUUCGCGAACACGGCGACGGGGAAAACGCCCUCUGCCUUCGCCGCGCGUUCCCUGCCUGACCUGACCUUUCGCUGAAGAUAGAGAGAGAGAGAGAGAGGGUGAGGGAGGGUGAAAGAGAACGAGAGAACGAGAGAGAGAGAGAGAGAGAGAGAGAGAAGUCGAGCGAGGGGACUCGUGCUCGUGCGAACGCAGGACGUAGCACGCAGAACAACAUAGUGCCUAUUGUGCGAGACCGCCCGUCAACUCGGUAUACCUUCGCGGAGAGCGCCGUCGCCAUCGUCGCAGCAGUUCGGCGACAUGGAGAGUGCGGAGAAUCGGAGCAGUGCCGUCGAGAUGUCGCGGAAGACCUCCGAGACAUGAAGAGAGCGCGACCGAGGAUCCCAUGGGUUUCUUUAAGUCGGGGCCGGCGGUAGCAGAGCCGUGAUCAAAAUGAACUUGAUAAACAUGGACGCGGAGAACCGCGUGGUUCUGAACGUGGGCGGAAUCCGGCACGAGACGUACAAGGCGACCCUGAAGAAGAUCCCGGCGACGAGGCUCUCGAGACUGACCGAGGCCCUCGCGAACUAUGACCCGAUCCUCAAUGAGUACUUCUUCGACAGACACCCGGGUGUCUUCGCCCAGGUACUCAACUACUAUCGCACCGGGAAGCUGCACUACCCCACGGAUGUAUGCGGCCCGCUUUUCGAGGAAGAGCUCGAUUUCUGGGGGCUCGACUCGAAUCAGGUCGAGCCUUGCUGUUGGAUGACCUACACACAGCAUCGGGAUACGCAGGAAACGCUGACGGUCCUCGACAGGUUGGACCUCGAUACCGAGAGGCCCACCGAGGAGGAACUGGCCAGGAAAUUCGGUUUCGAGGAGGCGUACUACGAGGGAAAUCUCACGUGGUGGCAGAAGCUCAAGCCUCAGAUGUGGUCACUUUUCGAUGAACCCUAUUCCUCCGUCGCAGCUAAGAUAAUUAGUAUAAUCUCCGUUUUCUUCAUCUGCGUUUCGAUCCUUUCGUUUUGCUUAAAAACCCAUCCGGACAUGCGAGUGCCGAUAAUCGUGAAUCGUUCGGUAAAGAUCGACAACGUGACGUCCUGGGUGGUGGACAAGAGUCGCACCAAUGCCCACGACGUCUUCUUUUACAUCGAAUGCAUCUGUAACGCCUGGUUCACCCUUGAGUUCUUGACGCGUAUCACCGCGAGCCCGAACCGCUGCGACUUCAUCAAGAGCUCGGUGAACCUGAUCGACAUGGUCGCGACCCUGAGUUUCUACGUCGACCUGGCGCUGCAACGGUUCGCGGCCCACCUGGAGAACGCCGAUAUCCUCGAGUUCUUGAGCAUCAUACGGAUCAUGAGGCUGUUCAAGCUCACCCGCCACUCUUCGGGCCUGAAAAUUCUGAUACAGACCUUUCGCGCCUCGGCGAAGGAGCUUACGUUGCUGGUGUUCUUCCUCGUCCUCGGCAUUGUUAUCUUCGCCAGCCUCGUGUACUACGCGGAGCGCACUCAGUCCAAUCCGAAGAACGACUUCAAGAGCAUACCCCUUGGCCUGUGGUGGGCCCUGGUGACGAUGACGACCGUCGGUUACGGGGACAUGGUGCCGAAAACGUACAUCGGGAUGUUCGUCGGCGCACUCUGCGCAUUGGCCGGUGUCCUCACAAUCGCCCUGCCGGUGCCCGUGAUCGUUAGCAACUUUGCGAUGUAUUACAGUCACACGCAGGCGCGAGCCAAGCUACCGAAGAAGAGACGCCGUGUAUUACCGGUCGAACAGCCACGUGUGAGGGCACCCGGCGCGCCGCCCGGCGUGGCCGGCGGGCCUGGGACCGUUGGGCCCCCAGGAUGCGGCCAGCAAAUGUCGCACUUGCAGUCCAGCGGGGGCACGGUCACCACUGGGCCCCACGGCCUCGGCAUGGGCCAAACGCCCGGCGUCGGAUGCACUGGCGGCGGCCAAGGACCGCAGAACCGGAGAAUGAACGCCAUUAAGACGAAUCAUCCGAAGGAUCCAUUCGCCACGAAAACAGUGGGUUGCAGAGGAAGACCGGAGGAAUUGUAACCUACGAACCAACGGGACCAAGAGAGCCGGAGGUUUGGAUUAACCAUUUGCGGUCGUAGCGUGCUCAGAAGUGGGUAUCCCUCACAACUGGUCGGAAUUAUUUUGGAGCGAACGACGCGCGGCGUGUACACACCUAUAAUCAAAGAUUGUCCUGUAAAAUCCCGUGAAUUCCAUUAGGCAUGCUUUGGCAAGGGGAAAAAAGGCAAAUGUAUAAAAUACCUCGCUGCAUCGAAGCAUCACGGCUUCCGUUGCCCAUUUUCCAACGGCUAGGCAAAAAUAAACACUGCCGGCGAAGCGUGGCGGCUGAGACCCGACGUACAACCGUAACCGGUAAAAAAUUCUUGCGGCGGCUGUCACCAGAUACACGACCGCAAAGGGUAUAUCUAUUAUUUAUCUGGAAUGUAGAAUUAAUAGAAACGGAAGAGAGAAAACCUUCGAAGCUCGGGUGCGCCCCAAGAGAAGGAAUCUGGCCUAUCCGGGGACACCGCGCUCGGCGGUUGUACCCUUCGUUUCGAUCUUAAUUCUACAUACCGAAUAUUACACAUGUACCGUCGGGACGAAGAUGGGAUGAUUUUGCGAGAGAAUCUCUCGGCGGUUAUACCACGAGCCAUCUAUUGAAUUAAAUAAGCAAAUUAUGUAGAAAGUCAAGGAGAACUCGUGUAGCAAGUAGAGAACUUUCCUCCUUCCUUCGCUUCAUAAUUUGUAUUUUUUAAUAUUCAUAAAAGGAAUAAUACAUUUCAUUGAUAGUAAAUAAAUGAAUCGAUGUAUUGACAAUGUAUAUCGUUCAUAAUCGAAGAAUUUUCUCGAUUUGGAAUUCUAUACAGAUUGUUUUUCCCUUCGCGCUUAAUAUAGGGAGCGUCACAAUUUAUAAUUUUCGCUAGAGAUUUUGUAUUUUUCUAAUUUAUCAUUCUCUUUUCUCUUUUCUCGGAAAUAUUUACUACCGAAAAAAAUGACCACGCGCAAUCUUUUUUUUUCUGUGUGUUUCUUAGCUAAACAAUAAUCGCGCAAAGUAUAAUUUCGACGAACUAAGUAAUACUUAUAUACGGGUGCCGUAUUAAGCAAAUUUUGAUAUAGAGGCGCGCAGAAAUGUCUUCAAUAUUUAUUCCCAACUGCUUUUUCUUUUUCCUUCUUCUAAUUUUGCCUUUUUCCUAAUUUCGUCUCGUUCCGAGUAUAGCGAUUAAUACGCAAAUGUAAAACGAAAAUAUCCCACAAGAGUGCAGCCGAAUGUCUUAUACCGUCCACCAGACCACCGUGUUUGUGACUCACGUAAACAUCGCAUCACCCAUUGCUUCUAAAUUUAAGAUAGUUGGUGAUCUAAGGUACAUUGUGGCAAAGGAUAUGCUGCGCACAGUAGAAACGGGGACGUAAACUUUAUUACCUUUGAAGCUAUAUACGUUUCCAUUGUCGGUAUCAUCACCCGGUCUAUACACAUUACCUCGAUUAAAAAGAAAAAUAUCGAUUACUCUCAUCGUGGAAGAGCCUCGUCCUAUCUUCCAGCGAUCGUCUAUAUAUCGCGCGCGCGCGCGCGCGCGUCUACAUUAUUUCUAUCGUUAGUGCCAUUCUCGUGGAAACUCGUGUAAACGGUAAAUCGAAUAAGCGACAGUGGAAAUUGCAUCCCUGCAUUGCGGCUCGUUUUAUAUAGCAAGAGAGAUACCGAAUAAAUGCACCGUAUCUUCUUUUGGUACAUACACCCCUGGUAGAUCUUCACCAACCCCAUGAACGUACACGCGACUGUUGGUUGUUGGUUCACUGCACGUUUAGCGUCUGAUGUGUUUUGCCCACACCCCAACCCCACGAUCCGCGUACUCACCGCAUAUUUAGCGGCCGCGGGUCGCCCUGGUUUCCCGAUCGCUGUCGAUUAAUUUUUGACACAUUGUACACUUUAUAUCAGACAAAAUUCAGAGUUACGCGGCCACGCAGCGCGGUGCCAGCACGUAAUGCGGCGCUAAAUGAGUGGUGAAAAUGUGGACACGAUGGACACGUCGUUAUUGACAUUCGCGAAUCGGACGGCCACUUUUCGUGGUAAAUGCGGUGAGAAUGCGGAUCUAUAUCACUUUUGCGCACCGUGAAUAUCGCCGGGACCAAUCCAUGAGCUCCUACCCCCCUUAGUAUUCGAGAUAUCGUUUAUAAUAUCAGUGGAAAGGAACAAGCUCCCUGUUCUUGUCCCUUGCGACUGGAGCUGUGUCGCAGCUCCUCUGAUAGCAGUGGAGCAAAAGCAUCUCUCUCUCUCUCUCUCUCUCUCUCUCUUUGCGCGUUAUACGUAUACAUAUAUCUGUUGUGCCUGGGAACAGGGGGGGGGGGUACAGGGGAGGCAGUACAGGAAAGGACAACAAAAGCAUAUCAUAUUAGGCACAUGUGCGAUCAAGUGUACGGAUCUCGCGAGCAGUCGACGGACGCUCUCUAUUAUAGACAAUCGUCACUUCUUCGACGAAAUUAAUCGUAGUUACGCGUUUUCGUCUUCUUUUUUUCCUCCUCUUUCCUCGGGUGACUCAAUUUGGGACAGCCGUUCUCUUUUGGACCAAAAUUACGAUCGAUUUGAUUACAUUUUACAAAUUUAACGACCAUCUGGAUACGCGUGUUUUUCAUUUCACUUGAUUCCUGGGGCACAUCUUGACACGAUAUAAAAAUCAUCAUCAAUACCAGCAUAUUGAGACUGCGAAAGAAUAUUCUAGGGAACUUUAGAUUAACGUCAUUUUCCGUGCAUUGCAAAUUUGAUUGAACCGCAAGCAUUUUGGUUUACUCCAAUUAUAUUUGAUAAUACAAUAAUAACAUAAUUAUCUCUCCGCGUAGAAUAAUAUAAAUGGUAUUAUUGACGUAUGUUACAAUUCUAAUAUUUUAUUACGCACAAUCAUAACGUUGCUUCUAUAUAUUAAAAUAUGUACGUAUACAUUUACCUUUUUAAUUAAUUUUUUACAGCGCUAUGUCAUCAAACGCAUUCAAUUAUUUGAUCGUGCUUAUAAAUUAUAGUCGUUUCCCAUUUUGAUGGCUCAAAUAUUUUGAUGCUUUUUCUUGUCAUCGUUUGUGGUUUUACAAAUGUUGUUUUUUAAUAUUCAUCUGCUUAAAAUACAAAUGAUGACAUUAGUUGAUAAGGCCAUUUUUCUUAAUUCAAAAAUGCACGCGCAAAUUUCUUUGCGUGUUAUUUUACAAUAAAUAAAUUACUGCCCUAUAUACAUAUAUAUAUAUAUAUAUAUAUUUCCAUAUAAUUUUUAAGUUUCUUAAGCUAACCAGAAAAAGACGAUUGAUGUAUCGUUGAAGAAGAGCAAAUUAAUUAGAUGACGAUUAUGAAAUAAAUGUCCCGUCGCGCAAAAUGACGCAAUUGCAUUUGCAGAGAGACUUAAAUAUACAGAGUAUAUUAUUACCAAAUAUAUACGUAUAUAUAUAUUUAGACGGAUGAUAAAAUUAUUCAUAUUAUUAAAAGUGAAUAUUGCUGAUGGAUACGGAAAUUGAAUGAAUAAUAAAUCCAGCAUGCAAAUUAGGCUAAUGUGAAAAGUUGGCAGCAAAUUAACAUUUAAAUGGUUCUGCGGAGAUCAAGUUGAUACAGACAUUUAAUUAAACUAUGAGAACUCUUAAACCCUUUUUAGAUCUCCACGCAAAUAGGAAAUUUGUUUUCUUUGCACAGACAUGACUGGUUGAAUAAUAAUAUUUAGAAAACGUUACGUGAAAUUUUAUAACUUUCUCAGUAUUUUAAUUCUAAACAUGUCAGUUCAGAACAAUUACGACGUAUCUCUGCACAUGCAUUUUUAAAAAUUGUAAAAAGCUAUGACUUUAAAUUUAACGAAAUAAAAUUUCAUGUUUUUCUAAAUUACUUUAUGUACAUAUUUUUAAUAUUUUAUAAUUUUAUAUUUUUUGUAAAUAAUCGAUAUUACAAAAGUAAAUAAAUAAUAAUUUCUUCUCCUUCUUCUUUUUCUUCUUAGCAGCUCCAUUAUGUCUGAUAGUUAAUAUUUAAAAACCUCUUGGCCAAUUUAUCUAUUUGAUCGCUAUGAAAAAAACGCACACAAAUACAUCACGAAUAAACACCUUCAUUUUUUGCAUAAAACAUAAAAAUCCAAACGAAGUUUCCGACAUCCCAAACCGUUUCGGAGAUAUUCGCGCGUUACACUUUUCGCGAAAUCGAACGUAUGUACGUCAUCCUUGUUGGUCAUGCCUAAUAAGGUAUAUGAAUAAUUUGUUAGUAGAAGACCGUUUUCUAUAUUUGCCCUCAUUUAUGUACGGUGCUAUUGGCUUGAGUUUGCUCGCUGCUCACAAUUGCCCCGAUUCUUUGUGCCUUAAAGACUGGAUUUCAUACCCAGGGUUGCAACGACUGUGCAUCGACUGUGUAAUGUCUUUACCAUUUUGUCAUUAGCGACUGUACACGGUCUAUGCUGUGGUCUAUGCUGUCCACGCAGUUACUAUGUUGAACAACUCUGAGAAAGAGAUGUACGGGAUUAAAAUUAAUAUCCGCGCAAUCCUCGACACAGUUUGCCAGUGAACUAUAAGUCGAAGUAUCAUCGGAUCACUGCAUUAUAAUAGCGGCAAGUUUUUGUGAUGUUGAUGCUGCAGAUUUUUUAACGCGUGUUUUCUAGUUCCUCUUUCUAAUUUAAAAUGUCAGAAAAAAAUAUAUUAAACAAAUGUACUUGUAUUUAUAACGAAGGAAAUUAGAUAGAUCUUAGUAUCAAAAUUUAGAAGUGAUAAUUUCGAAAAUAAUUCAAUUUUAGUACACAUAGAGAAUGGCAUUUUGUUGCAUAUUUUAUUUGGGCACUUUGCUUUCACCUAUCUUGUUAUGGGCGUACGUAAAAGUGCUAGUAUAGAAAAUACAUUUGAGACGCGUGUCGCAAAAUUCAUCUUUGGUGCGGAAAGCAAUAGAACGAUCCGUGUGUAAAUUGAGACAGGUGCAAAUGGAUGUUUGCAUAUUAUUUAAAUGGAAAUAACAUGUCUGCGACACACACACACACACACACACACACACACACACACACACACACACUCACAGCACCGCGAGUGCUGAGCUCCUUUAUGCAGCCCUGUAAAUGGAAGCCAGCCACCAUAAUUUGACCCUGACUGUAGACUACACCCCACAUUGGCGAUACGUCCACGCACACAUACGUUACACAUCUCACGGAAUGCUCGCAUGCAUGUUGCAAUAUUCAACGCUGUUGACUCGAAAUAAAAGAAUAGAAAAACGACGCGCGGAGCUUUUGCGUUAGAUCGAUGCCAGGCACUUCAAAUGUCCUUUCUUUCUUCCGCGGUGCAACCUGGAGAAACGGAAACCUCUUGAAUUUAACGCGCGAGUACAGCGUACAUGCACGCACGCGCGCGUACGCGCGCGCACACACACACACACACACACACACACACACACACGCACGUAUGCAUGAACGCUAUUCCGAGCCGUAUCGCAACGUUCGGCUGAUACUUUCCGCUCUCCUCGUGGUUAAACAUCUCGUACCAAUAAAUUCCGACGUGAAAUUUUGUAGAUUGUCCGAUGCAGCAAUUUGCGGCGAAUUUUGUGGGAACAUAUUCAAGGGAAAAAAAAGCAUUGCCGUCGUUUUACCGAACGAACAAUAUAGGGCUGAAAGUUAAGGUGAAGUCGAGUGAAGCAGAAUGUAGAGUAAUACGAACGACGUCUCUUCUUCGAUAAACGAUAAUCGCGCGUUUAGAGUCAUCGAUCAAUUUACGAGUUUACAGUCGUUUCCCCAGUCUUAAACGACUCAGUAAACGUUAAAACGACCAGAAAUGGAGAGGGGAAGGGGGAAGGAGAAAUAAAAAAAAAUAACAAAAAAAAAAGAAAAUGCAUAUCGGCGGCGGGUACAAUGAGCACGCACGCACAACAGUUUUUAAAGGAAGAAAGCGAGUGUGUACAGACCCCGUGUGUAUGUGCGAUCCGCACACAUUGUUGCUCUAGCGCUGCACCACCAUUGGUAGCGACGUCUUAUGGUACCUACUCUUUUCGCGACGGCCAGUAACGCUAGCAUAAUUUACAGUAACGUACGUUUCGCCACUCGCGGCUUUACCAUCAGCGUUCGCUCCUUGCUUUACAACUUUACACCAUGGGAUCGCCGGAUAGCCAGACGUUUCCUUCUUUUCUCUCCCCCUCGCAGCGCGGAAUCGCGUCCCGCGUUCAUCCUCCCGACGCACGCACGCACGCAUGCACCCACGAAUUUUACAUCGAGUGUCCCACUUUAAGGCCUGGCGCAAGCGGGUCUGCGAUAACGCGACGCUGCUAACGCCACGACUAAUCGAAAUUGAUUAAUGGUUAUCGAUUAUCCAUUUGCCGACUCGUUACAAACGCGUUAACUUUACUUCUCGCCACGUGUUUACUUACGUGUCGUCACUUUCCGUUUAACGUUACGUGCCGUUCUGUGCCAAUUUGACUUGGGACAAAUGUCCCGAUUUGCUUCGCGUUACGUAAUAAUUUGCGUCCAGAGAUCGAUCGCGGUCCGAAAAGAAAAAUCUGGCAAUCCUGAGCGACUCUCUCCGGGGCUCUCGUUGCCUUUUCCGUAAGCAUUUUCCGUUGGUUCCGCCGCUGUCCACCUUUCAGGAUCAAGGCUGGAAGUCCAGGUUUUCUAAUACCAAGUUUUCUAAUACGUAGAAUUUGGUUAAUUGAUCGCGGAAUGUGCAGGUUGCGCGUCGAGUGCAAAUUGAAUCGCGUCCGGAUCUUCUCGGCAUGCGAUUCGGACGUCAGUCGGGUAAUUAAUAAAAUAGUAAUUAAUAAAUUCGGACGAUCGUAUAGAAGUUUCGGAUAGCCGAAACGGGCACUCCGGAUAUACGAAAACCUCUUGGAGCGUUCGAUACAAGUGGCUCUCGCUACAAGUAUAUUAGGAUUAAAAAAAAAUAAGAGAUCUUUUAUCGAGAGAGAGACUUUCGCGUUGCACCGAAUAAGUUUUUCAAAACGCUCGGAGAAACUUACCGGAGAUUACCGAGCGUCCGAAAUUGCAUUUGCCUCACAGCUCGAGCGGAUCUCGAAUCUUUCACCGGAUAUGCGAAAAAAUAUCUCUGGAUUCGAUAUCGUCCCUCGUGGCACCGUCAACCCUGUCGUCAUUCGCUCGAAUCUCGCGUUACCUGCGCACACCGCGUUAAAGACGGGAGCACGGACUCUCUUGCGUAACGCGUAAGAGGAUCAAUCGGAAUCCUCUGUUUCCCUUCCCGAGAUAGAAAUGAAGAACUCUGAUCAAUUAAUUCUCUUAUGCGUCACGCUCCCGGUUUGUGCUGCCGGCUUAUAAGCAUCACGAAUUGUACAGUGCUCCGUUGUAUCAGUGCUCGACGAUGUAAAUACAACGACGAACGUCCGAACAGUUCUUCGGGAACACGUAGCUCAAUCGGAUGCGGUGGGGCGCUUAAUCGGUCCGAAGACAGAUCCAUCGGACGUUUGAUUUCUCGUUACGAAAUUAUCGUGUUGGACGUUUUCAGCCGACGACGCAUCGUUCACUCGUGACGCGUUUGAACGCGUGACACGGCCGUAAAAUGGGAAGAACAUUCGGUACAUAGUUUCGAUGAAAAGAGAAGGAAUAAAGUCCCUUUUUCUUCGCGUCGUGCGUUAUUUAUUUAAACUUAACUUCUGGAUGGAUUCACUCGAAAAAUAUAUAUAUAAAUAUAUAUGGCCUCAUCGCUUCGCUGGUUAAAUGCCCCACGGACAUCCGCAAUUGUAUCGGUAGAGUAUUUUAGGACAGAAGCGUGUGCCCCCGCACCAAGUGACCGUACACAGAGACACGCGUAAUCACGUACAUAUUUGCAUUACACACGUUCGUCGCGACCACCGCCCUCCUCUCUUACGCUUCUUUAACAGCCCUUUUGACUUCGUAGGUAAAUACGUAUGAUUUCGAAUUGUACGACAGCGACGUCGCCGACGACGACGACAUCGAAGUAACCUUGCUGCAGUUCAUCACUAUCGUCGAAUUGUCUCCAUUGUAUUCUCGCUAAUUUUCUUAUCGUUAUCAUUAUGAAUUACGAAUUAUAAUUAUUAUUACACGACGUAUAGAUUUGUGCGAAUUAGCAGUUGUAUAAAGAGGAAGGCUUAAUGCGAUCUUGAUCUCUUCGGAGGCAAGAUGACGAUGAGCGCACGUUUUUUUCUAGGAGAGCAAUUCGAGGUGAUGUUGUCAUCGUCGACAUUACUGUAUUAACGACAUUAUAAUUUAUUCUUGUAACGUCAUUAUCGUUAUCGCUAACGAUUGCCGUGAUUGUCGUCGGCGCCUUCCGCAGCGGAAGCUACCAUCGUACAUUAUAUAUAGUUAAGCGUUCUGCCGCUGAUCUCGCGUUCGAGGAAAUCUCGUCGCGAGAGAGACCGGCGCCCCGUGAUUAACACACACUGCGUAUCGUAGCCGAUGAUCGUGACGGGUAAUCGAAUAAGAGUAAAAAAAAAAAAGAAAGCGGGACACAAAGGCGAAUUAUAUAUAUAUAAAUAUAUAUAUAAUAUCUAUCACUAUAUCGAGAGUUGUGCGCUGCGUUUACAAUUUAAGCUAGUUCAUUUGUAAAUAAAGACUAUUUGACUCUUUGA
Messenger RNA from Solenopsis invicta (red fire ant), 10697 nucleotides. RefSeq names its product potassium voltage-gated channel protein Shaw (gene Shaw). The record is from RefSeq and is a predicted model, not a curated record. Gene Ontology annotation, cellular component: neuronal cell body membrane; dendrite membrane; axon. NCBI's taxonomy places the organism in Eukaryota, Metazoa, Arthropoda, Insecta, Hymenoptera, Formicidae. Gene Ontology annotation, biological process: protein homooligomerization; potassium ion transmembrane transport. Gene Ontology annotation, molecular function: delayed rectifier potassium channel activity; protein binding. The coding region runs from base 626 to 2227 and encodes 533 amino acids. The transcript has 5 exons.